Messenger RNA from Ornithodoros turicata, 1052 nucleotides. RefSeq lists its product as uncharacterized. Bases 62 to 913 code for a protein of 283 amino acids. Lineage: Eukaryota; Metazoa; Arthropoda; Arachnida; Ixodida; Argasidae. The record is from RefSeq and is a predicted model, not a curated record. The transcript has 8 exons.
UGUGACUCAGCGGGUACUGCAGCCGACAGCCUGAAACGCACCACCGUUCACAGUAGCAGCCAUGUCCGACAGCUCCGGUGACUACGAUCCCAUACGCGAUGCCCUCAUUGACCAUGUCAAGGCAUUCAACGGGCCAGGCAUUUCGUACUGCUAUCCGAGGUCGCCCGUGUAUAUACACCUCCCCAAGCCCUUGAAAGAGGUCGGUUCCAUCUUCUUCCAGGCCAUCAUGCCAAAGAACAUCCGCUUGGGAAUGUGGGAGUUCACGAAGAAAGGCGACAUGAAGAACAUAUGGGGCAACAUGACACUGAACGGCUACGGAGGGUGGUUCAGGGUGACCAGCAGUAACGUCAAGGCCGGUAAUACAGACCAGUAUGAGUGGCAUAACAGCGACGUUGGCCGGGUUUGCAAGGUGUUCGAACAUGGAGGAGAACACUUUGUUGAGCUGCAUCUGGACAAAGAGACCGGCGACCUUGUGACAAAGGUGGACGGAUUGGUGUACAACAUCCACGACAUGGAGGACGGUGCGGACGCCGACGAGUUCACCAUGUACGGGGACUUCUAUCUGCCGGAAGUUGCCAUCCCAUUCGACGACUUCAAACUCCCGUACGCGGUCGAUCUCAAUGGCGGUGUCUGCUUUGCGGACGUGUACGAGAUUACGUUCGUACCAGACGAGAAGGCCCGAGACAUGACCAUAACCUUCGGCGACGUGAAGUUCACCAUCGACUUCCGAGACCACCGUGAGGCUAUGGGCAAAUACAGUAGGGAGAAGGUCACCAUCAAUUCGCAUUGCAACUGCGCCUUCAUCUCCCUCAACAACAAGAUAGUCCACGAGGUGAUGCGACGCUUGACGGCGACGCAGAUGGUGAUCGAGGGCGACAUCAAACUCCAUCACGUCACCGUCCGCAAGAAGUAAACGCCGUCAAGACCAAUGGAGGACUCAAAGGACAGGACAACGCGACGACCAAACGACACAUGACUGCGGCCGCACCUUUUUUUAAUUUUUUUUUUCUCCCUUUUUUUUCUUGAAAUAAACGCACUCCUAGAGCAUCACA